GAUAGAAAGAAAAACUUUGCAAACGUAUACCUAACAAAAAAUGUCCGACAUAGAUUCAAUAUUUUUUUGCAACAAAAAAAAAAUAUGAAUAAGAAAAAGCUACAUCAUAUUUUCAGUUUUCUUCAACGAAGUUCGUCCCAAUUUCUAGAGACAUGAAAAACGACCAUCACAAAGGAACAAAGCCACUUUCGUUUUCCAAAUAUGAACACGAUACUUGGAUUAAUCUUGUUACAAUACACGGUGUAUUCGUUACCUUUGCGUUAUCACAAUUUUGAAAUGGUUCAAUCACCCGCACUCGUAUCACAAUUGGACCCAGAUACCUUGAAACCUGUUGAAUCACCCGCAAUCGUAUCACAACUGGACCAAGAUACAUUGAAACCGGUUCAAUCACCUGCACUCGUAUCACAAUUGGACCAAGAUACCUUGAAACCUGAACCUCAAACAGCUCGUAAAGUAAUGAAGAAACGAAAAAUGGACGAUGUAUUGCUCCAAUUCACUCGUCGAUUAUCUCCAAGCACGACUAGAUUCAGAUUACCAAGAAUAACCAGAAGAAGAGUGAAUAAAACGACAACGACAACGACGACACCCAGUACCACUCAACCAACCCUACCAAGUGCACCAGUUAGUUACACUUACCCGAACGCUAUAUUCGACCCAUUUUUCGAAAAACAAAAACUAAUACAAAAAAUAUCCGAAUACUUCAAUUUCACCCAAAUUCCUACAGAGUUUGUGCCUUUUUACAUUUGGUAUUACAACGUGUUGCACGACAAACAGGCGGCAGAAAGGAGAAAUCGAAUAUUACGCUGUCGACAUUCCUAUUCACCCGGUUAUCAUCUGCGUAUUGAAAUUCUAGAUCAUACUGUCUUCCCAGUACCUGAAGAACACCAAGACUAUUACGUAUUAGUGAAUGAUUUAGCAGCCGAUACCAAAGACCCCACAGUUCUUACCUUCCCCAAGGGAGUAACUUUUCACAAAACAACAGCAAUGGAACAGUUACUAGAUGAAAUACUGUACGAUGAUGAAAAUGACAUAGAAGCCGAAGAGAAAGAAUACGAUGAUCAGUUAGAAGAAGACAGUCCUAAUAUUUUUUUCACCACUCGUCCCGCUGAAAAUACCACCACAGUUAUUACCACAACGACACCGGAACCGGAGCCUUUCUACAAUUUACCCAAUUUCCAGGAUUUGUAUCAAGAUAACGCACCUUGGAUCACAACUACCGUUGAUUAUUACGAAGGGUUGUCCGAAUUAUUGGAGAAUGAUAAAAAGAAAAUUCCUCCCGACCAAGACGAUAUGACUUACUUUUUCUAGGAUGAGAUAGACCUACCUCUUUGUGUUUUCAAUUUCCAUUUUUUUAAAUCAAUUUGUUUUGUUCAAUUAUUCAAUACUUAAAGUUUUUCACGAAAAUGUUGAAAAAUUAUUGUGCUCGUAAAUUAUUUUUACACCUCAAUCUCUUUUUUCUAGAGCUGAUCAAAUGAAAACUUCAGAAACUGUU
Molecule: messenger RNA, 1492 nt
Organism: Planococcus citri (citrus mealybug)
Lineage: Eukaryota; Metazoa; Arthropoda; Insecta; Hemiptera; Pseudococcidae
Exons: 2
Coding region: 202-1308 (368 amino acids)
Source: RefSeq, a predicted model, not a curated record